Molecule: messenger RNA, 3283 nt
Organism: Hyalella azteca
Lineage: Eukaryota; Metazoa; Arthropoda; Malacostraca; Amphipoda; Hyalellidae
Product: serine/threonine-protein kinase NLK2
Biological process (GO): protein phosphorylation; intracellular signal transduction
Cellular component (GO): nucleus; cytoplasm
Molecular function (GO): MAP kinase activity; ATP binding
Source: RefSeq, a predicted model, not a curated record
CAACAACAGCAGCAACAACACAAGGCUCAAAUACAACAGAGACUGCAGCAGAUGCAGCAACAACAACAACAACAACAGCAAACACAACAGAUACAGCAGCAGCAGCAACAGACACAACAGCAUCAACAGAAAGCCAAAGAGAUGAUACACGCCUCGAACAAGAGUCCGGCAGCGCCUCCUGAGAAGUCAGAAGAUCGCCCCAUCGGCUAUGGAGCCUUCGGUGUUGUUUGGUACUGAGCGCUCUGGACAUCUUACAACCUCCUUCGCUCGACAGCUUCCAAGAGAUCUACGUUAUGACGGAGCUCAUGGAGUCUGAUCUGCACAAAAUCAUCGUGUCGCCUCAGAAUCUAUCAUCAGACCACAUCAAGAUCUUCCUCUACCAGAUACUAAGAGGUCUCAAGUACCUUCACUCUGCCAGGAUCAUCCAUCGCGACAUCAAGCCUGGCAACCUCCUGGUGAACUCCAACUGCAUCCUCAAGAUCUGCGACUUCGGGCUGGCGCGGGUGCUGGAGGAGGAGGGUGGCCGGGAGAUGACCCAGGAGGUGGUGACGCAGUACUACCGCGGCCCUGAGCUGCUGAUGGGGGCCAAGUACUACACGCAGGCCGUCGACGUCUGGUCCGUGGGAUGUAUCUUCGGCGAGCUGCUGGGGCGCCGUAUACUCUUCCAGGCGCCUACACCUAUACAGCAGCUGGACAGGAUCACAGAGCUGCUGGGCACCCCAGACCCCCACGAGGCCCGUCACGGUGCAGAGGGCGCGCGUAGUCACGUGCUGCGGCGCCCCCGCAAGCCCCCCGCCAUCAACUCCCUCUACGCCCUCGGCGCCAAUGCCACACACGAGGCCGUACAUCUCCUGCAGGCCAUGCUCGCCUUUGAUUAUAUCCGGUCUCUGAGCGAGGUGAAGGAGCGCAUGCACAAGUUCAUCAGCAAGCAGAUGAGCAGAGACCGUCUGCCUGUCUGCAUCAACCCUCAGUCUGCUGCAUACAAGAGCUUCUCCAGCUCGACAGUCGCGCACCCCUCCGAGCUUCCCCCGUCACCCCACAACUGGGAUUGACGCCAACACAAAAAAUAGGAAAAUUAGGCCGAAAUUUUCAGCUUAUUAGUUCUCUUGAUCCAAAAUAUGGCCUCCUGAUGCCUGUAGUUUAACAAACCUAAUCCUCUAGCCUACAAAAUACGCCAGGCUAUUAGCUAACCGAGACCUAUGCAUAAUUCGGUGGUCUACUUAGACCAUUUAUUUAAAAGCCUAGCAAGAGUUCAGCCCCGUAGUGCUCCGUUUGACCUAAGGCGCUUGAAGAUAACGUAAGGUUCAACCGAAAGAAUAUCUUAAGGCAAUAAUAAUUACUUAAAUUUGCCUAUAAUAAUAAUAUCUUCAAUUUAAUCGCACUUUAGCUACAGUUGCUUAAUGUGCUGCAAUGCUAUGCGUGUAGAGGGGCCGUGAUUUGGGCUGUAGGAACGUAAUUUAUAGUUUCAUUCAAUCGUGCAUCCAUUAAUUUGUGCAUGGAAGACGUGCAGUUAAUGCGAUAAUUAUGUUAAUUACAAGAAAUUAGUGAUUAUUCUUGAUGCUCGUGUUGAAAUUAAUAACAAUUUAGCUCAUAAGAUUAAGAAGUGAAUGGAGAGCUUGACGCUUGCCAUUCUUGUUCUUGAUCAGCCUUUCGUCUGUAGCUGAUAUAAUUUUUCAAUACGGAAAUUUCUUAUGAAAUUGUCGUUUUUUAAUGUUAGACGUGUGAUCCUAGAUGCCAGGAAUUCUUAUAAAAUUUUGUAAUUCUCACUAUUUUCAAUUUUAGUUUGAAGCUGAGGUCCGCUUAGCGGCAGCUCGCUCGAACGUGGUUUUAGUUCUGGACUUAAUCAUUUGCGUGACUUUGAUCCCCGCAAUAGAAUAUACGAGACUCUGUCGCACUAUUUGUAAAUUAAUACGGUUAAAGUUUAAUCUUAAGUUAAUCAUGUUUAAGGUCCAAUCUUAUGUAGCCGUGCACUUUAAAAGCGUUGCAAUGUAACAACGGAUGCCUCAGGCCGACGCUACGCACGGUAACGUCAAGCUUACAGGUUAAUACUGCCAAUCAAUUUUUUUAGGCACAAGUACAUCGAACAAGUUUCUAGAAUUAGGCUUCCUUUGUAUAAUUCUCUCUAAUAUUUUUAUUGCAUAAUUUUUUUGCAAUCAUGUGACCGGAUUUGGUGACAGCGUUUUUUUUCAGACCUCAACAUUAUUGUGGAUGGGAACAAGAAUUUGCAUUUCUGACGCUCAAAAGUGAAUGAAAAUUGUUCACUGAAAUAUAAAUCAUCAAUUACGAUUUAAACGUCGUAUUUAAAUUCUAGACGUUACAUUUAAAGCCCCUAAAAGGUCAAUCUAUCUGAGUGUAAGGGGUAUUACUUUAGAGAAAGCGUGUACACAUCUGCAAUAAAUUUAACGUCUGUAAUUUGAUAAGGUCAUACAAAAUCGUUGCAGUUAAUGCGGAGAUUUUCUCCGUUCUUGCAAUAUGUUACUUUCAAGAGUUACAUGGGUUGUGCUUGAAUUUACUGGCGUAUUGGUACGCCUUUCAUGUGUUACACUUCUUGGUAAGAAAAAAUGUUAACGGGUUAAGAACAUUGAAAAACUAAUGCCUCUAGUAAUAUUAGGUACGAAGUGAACUAAUCUUGUCCGCAGUAAUGUGCAUCAUUUAGUUAAGUUUAGUUGCAACCUAACACAGAUACUCGUUUUCGAAUAUCGACUAGUUCUUAAGAUUUGAUAUGUAAGUAUGAUCAGCUAACGCGUUCACGCCAACAACUCUCUCUAAGCGCUCUCAUUCAUCGCAAUGAAUCGCUGGUGCGAUUAAUUUUUUCAAUUUUGAGUAUAAAAUGCCAUUUUGACACACUCGCUUGUGGUGCUAACCGGGUUUUUUUUACGUACACAUUGCACUGAAUUUGUAGAAUUUAAUUUUCGUGUUCGAUUCAGCUUAGAUAGUUGAGGCAGCAACUAUCUAAGAAAAUGUCUUUUUAUUAUUUUAUUAUUAUUAUUAUUAUUAUACUUUUUUAUGAUUCGUCGCACCUCAAACAAAAAUUUGAAACUAAUUUUAAUGGAUUCCGAUCAACUUUCAGUAUUAGACAUUAAGUGGUUACUUUAUUCGCUAACGCUCGUUAUUCAUUUACACAUUUCGGAAAUGUUUAACUUGCUUAAUGAUUUACGCAUAAGCCUUACUUCGAUUGCCCUGUUUGACGAUGGUUGUGUUUUACUGGAAUUUGAAUGCUGCAAAUUGGUACUUAUUUCAUUCAUAUGCUUCUGGUGGCAAUUAAAAAUACAGUAAUUGUUUG